CAGGACUCACGCUCUCUAUACACAAUCCCUGUCUCCUGGAGCCUUAAAUACAAUGACGCAAAACUCUGCUGGCAAACCAGCCGGUGGCGUCCUGCAGAUUUCGGCGGCUGCCACGCAAAAGAAUACCCCGACAGCGCCCAGGAAAGCGCCCAAACCAGCAGCCCCGCGCCUCAAACUCCUCGUGAGACGACUUCCACCAGGCCUGACGCAGACAGAGUUUGAGACUGUCCUUGGCCCGGAGUGGAAGGCAGGAGCGGGGAAGGUCGACUGGUUCCAGUACAAGCCAGGCAAAGUCUCCAAAGACCCCGCCAAACCGUCUCGCCCCUCUCGCGCUUACAUCCACGUCACCGCCGCCGACCACACGAUCCCUCUGUCUGACAAAGUCCGUCAAUCGUCGUUCGUGGAUGCGCGCAAUACCUCCACCGAUCCGGUGCUGAUCGGGCCGCCAUCGCUGGAGUUCGCGCCGUAUGCGAAAGUUCCCGGAAGCCGCGUGCGCAAGGAUGCCCGACAGGGGACAAUCGACCAGGAUCCGGAGUUUAUCGCGUUCCUCGAGAGUCUCACGCAGCCGAUCACCAAGCCGUCCGUUGAAGCGUCAGAUCAACCGGAGGAUAAGAAGGAGGGGCCGACCGUCACGCCCUUGAUCCAGUAUAUCAGAGAUAAGAAAGCCAACAAGGCGAAGGAUGCGGGCAGAUCGUCCAAGCACGGAAAAUCCGACAAAGACUCCAGGGCCGAAAAGGUGCAGGCGAAGAAGCUGCUGCAGCGAUCAGACAAGGACGGACAGUCCGCGGGGGGAGACAAGCCAGAGAGGAAGUCGAAGAGCGACAGGGCCACCAAGGAAGCCGUCAGAGCAGCCAACAAACAAGCCGCCUUAGUCGCCAAGCAGUCGGGCAGGUCCGGUUCCCAAAGCGCAGACUCCGCGCAGUCCACCCCCACCGAGCGCAAGCGCGAGCGCGGAAACGCUGCUGUCGCGGCCAAGAUUCUUCAACGAGACCUGGGCCUGGCCCAAAGUGGUGGUCGUCGCAAAGGCGGCCGCGCAGCGGAGAGCGACGCAGCAAAGAACGAAGCAGCGAGAUCACCCUCCGAACCGCCCAAGAAAGAGAUCCUCACCAAGUCCAAGGCAGGAGGCCAAAACCAACGGGGUAAAGGAAGCAACAAUAACAGCAGCAGCAACACACCCCAACCCAGCGAGCAACCCGAACCCAACGGCGCCCCCAGCAGCAACAACACUACGCCACCUCCUCCAACAAAACCAUCCCGAUCCAACCGCGGGAAACAAGCCGCAGUACCGGCCCCAACAGCCGCAACACAGGCAUUCCUCAAACACGCGAACCCCUCACAAGGCGUAACAGAGCCUCUCCUCGACACGGCAUUCUCCCCCUUCGGCAAGAUCCUGCGGGUGGAAAUCGACAAGAAAAAGGGCUUUGGCUACGUCGACUUUGCCGACCCUGACGCCCUCCAGCGAGCCAUCGCCGCCAGCCCGGUGACGGUCGCGCAGAGCCAGGUCGUUGUGCUGGAACGGAAGGCCAACCCGGGGGGUGAAAAGGGUCGUGGUAAAGGCCGCAAUGAGUCGCAGGCGUCGGGCUCUGCGGGAGGAGGCAGCGGCGGCGGUGGUGGCAGUCGCAGCGGGAAAGCCGGUGAAGGCGGGAGUGGAUCGGCGCCGUCUCGUGGAUCGCGCGGUGGACGGGGGCGCAAUAAGGGAGGAUCGAAGGGGAAUACCGGUGCAGCAGAGGGGAAGGACAAGCCUAGUGAGAAGUAACUUACAGCUACUUACUAG
Messenger RNA from Aspergillus candidus, 1774 nucleotides. RefSeq names its product putative nonsense-mediated mRNA decay protein Upf3. Gene Ontology annotation, molecular function: mRNA binding. The record is from RefSeq and is a predicted model, not a curated record. Bases 53 to 1756 code for a protein of 567 amino acids. The transcript has 2 exons. Lineage: Eukaryota; Fungi; Ascomycota; Eurotiomycetes; Eurotiales; Aspergillaceae. Gene Ontology annotation, biological process: nuclear-transcribed mRNA catabolic process, nonsense-mediated decay; positive regulation of translation. Gene Ontology annotation, cellular component: cytoplasm; nucleolus.